Messenger RNA from Myotis davidii, 842 nucleotides. It is a transcript of the gene TMEM253, whose product is annotated as transmembrane protein 253. Lineage: Eukaryota; Metazoa; Chordata; Mammalia; Chiroptera; Vespertilionidae. The transcript has 6 exons. The record is from RefSeq and is a predicted model, not a curated record.
UACCAAGCUCAGCAAUCAAGGGAGCCAUGGGGGACAGAGCUGGUCAGCAAGAGCAAGAGAGACCCAGCCCUCGUCUGGAAAAGCUACAGCAUUGGGCAAGGCACAGGCAGAGUGGGCACCUCUUGGUGCUGGCGGUGAGCCAGCUAUGGCUAGCAGUGGCUGUGGUGCCCUUGGCUGUCUCAGUUGCCUGCCUGAACUCUGCUUGUCACAUGGCCACAGCACUGCCGCUUGGACCUGGAGCAUUGGGUCUCCUCACUGGGAUUGUUACCCUUGAGCUGCGCAGAGCACCCCGCCUUUGGAAGGUGCGCGCCAUGAUGAUAUUCAACACCGUCAAUCUGAUCUCUGGCUUCAUUGUGGUGGUGGUUGAGGUGAUGAAGACAGCCCUGGGGCCUGCAGCACCUGCCUCCUCCAUGGUACCGGUGAGUAAAGGAGAAGAUGGGAAGACGAGGAGGCAAAAGGAGCGGGAGAGGGAUAGGGCAGGGGCAAACAGAUGUUGGUUCCCCUGUAGCAUCUUCAGCCUUGUCUACCUGCAGCUGGAAGGCUUGUUGGUGCUGGAGCUCAGUGCUGAGGCUUUCACCCUAGGAGGAGUGCUGGUCUCAGCGUAUUCCCUACUCCUGCUAAACCAGAGGAAGCCAGGAUGCUGCAGGAGACAGAGUCUGCACUACCAGGAACUGCAGGAGGGUCUCUCUGAGUUGGAGGAAGUUACUGAUUUGGAGAACGGUCCCGCGGUGGCUGGCACAGCAAACGGAACAACUGAAUGAGCUUCGGAAACCCGCAAGCGGUGGGGGAUGGCCCUCGGCAAAGCGGGGGUUCCCCAAAUGCUGUCAUCGCGCCCCCUCUGA